Molecule: messenger RNA, 2115 nt
Organism: Syzygium oleosum
Lineage: Eukaryota; Viridiplantae; Streptophyta; Magnoliopsida; Myrtales; Myrtaceae
Exons: 2
Coding region: 87-1841 (584 amino acids)
Biological process (GO): mRNA splicing, via spliceosome
Cellular component (GO): catalytic step 2 spliceosome
Molecular function (GO): mRNA binding; protein binding
Source: RefSeq, a predicted model, not a curated record
AUCCCGAGCCCCCCCUGUUCCUCCUCCUCCUCCUCCUCCUUCUCCACUGCACACUGCUUCUCCGAAUCGCCUACGAAAACGAAAGCAUGGAUCUUCUGCAAUCCUACGCGGAGGGCGACGACGACGACCGGGGCCCUCCCUCGUCGCCGGAAUCCUCCUCCCCUCCUCGCCUCCUCCCCUCCAAGUCCGCCGCCCCGAAGGUCGACGACACCACCCUCGCCCUCACCGUAGCUCAGGCCAACCAAACCCUAGCCCGCCCCAUCGACCCCUCCCAGCACGCCGUCGCCUUCAACCCCACCUACGACCAGCUCUGGGCCCCCAUCUACGGCCCCGCCCACCCUUACGCCAAGGACGGCAUCGCCCAGGGCAUGCGCAACCACAAGCUCGGCUUCGUCGAGGACGCCGCCAUCGGCUCCUUCCUGUUCGACGAGCAGUACAACACGUUCCAGAAGUACGGGUACGCGGCCGAUCCCUCCGCCUCCGCGGGGAAUGAUUACGUCGGCGAUCUCGACGCGCUCAAGCAGAACGACGGCAUUUCGGUGUACAAUAUCCGCCAGCAGGAGCAGAAGCGGCGGCGGAUUGAGCAGAAGAGGGAAGAUGAGGAGGAGCAAGGCGCGGAGGGCCCGGCCGAGGAGGCGGACCCGGUCGAGGUCGAUAACCCGGCCACGGACACGUGGUUGAUGAAGAACAAGAAGUCGCCGUGGGCGGGCAAGAAGGAAGGGCUGCAGGCGGAGCUGACGGAGGAGCAGAAGAAGUAUGCCGAGGAGUACGCGAAGAAGAAGGGCGAGGAGAGGGGCGAGGGCAGAGAGAAGGCGGAGGUGGUUCCCGAUAAGAGCACUUUCCAUGGUAAAGAGGAGAGGGAUUAUCAGGGCAGGUCGUGGAUCGCGCCGCCCAAGGACGCCAAGGCGACGAAUGAUCAUUGUUAUAUACCCAAGAGAUUGGUGCACACUUGGAGUGGGCACACCAAGGGUGUGUCUGCUAUUAGGUUCUUCCCCAAGCAUGGCCACUUGAUCCUCUCAGCUGGGAUGGAUACUAAAGUGAAGAUCUGGGACGUGUUCAAUUCGGGUAAGUGUAUGAGGACGUAUAUGGGUCAUUCUAAAGCUGUUAGGGACAUAUCGUUUUGUAAUGACGGCACUAAGUUUUUGACUGCUGGUUAUGAUAAGAACAUCAAGUACUGGGAUACAGAAACCGGGAAGGUUAUCUCUACUUUUUCGACCGGGAAGAUUCCUUAUGUGGUUAAGUUGCAUCCAGAUGAUGAAAAGCAGAAUAUUUUGUUGGCGGGAAUGAGUGAUAAAAAGAUUGUUCAGUGGGAUAUGAAUACGGGGCAAAUUACGCAGGAAUAUGAUCAGCAUUUGGGUGCAGUGAAUACGAUUACCUUUGUCGAUGAUAACCGGAGGUUUGUGACGUCGAGCGAUGAUAAGUCGCUUCGUGUUUGGGAAUUUGGGAUCCCUGUGGUUAUUAAGUAUAUAAGUGAGCCUCAUAUGCAUUCUAUGCCCUCGAUCUCGCUGCACCCGAAUACGAAUUGGCUUGCAGCCCAGAGUUUGGACAAUCAGAUUCUUAUUUAUAGCACUAGGGAAAGAUUUCAGCUGAAUAAGAAGAAGAGGUUUGCUGGCCACAUUGUGGCUGGCUAUGCUUGUCAAGUUAACUUCUCACCAGAUGGACGGUUUGUUAUGUCUGGAGAUGGGGAGGGUAGAUGCUGGUUCUGGGACUGGAAGAGUUGCAAAGUCUUCAGAACUCUGAAAUGUCAUGAGGGGGUAUGUAUCGGGUGUGAAUGGCAUCCACUGGAACAGAGUAAAGUAGCAACCUGUGGCUGGGAUGGCUUAAUCAAGUAUUGGGACUGAUCUUCUGACACCUUUCGUGCAAAGGUGUGGAUACUCCUUUGCUUCUCACAUUGCGGACUCUGAACAGCCUGUGCAACACAAGGCAUACUUUUCUGAGGCCAAUCAGUUGGAAUCUGCUGAGACUAGGGGAUCCGCAUGAGAAUGUUGUACUCACAAACUCCUUGUAACUAGAUGCAAAAUUUUCACCUGCCUAUUGUACUUUAGUUUGUUUUGCUAGCUGAACAUUUACCUCCAAUUUUCCCCGCUUAACUGCGAGAUGCAUCCCUGUUCAUAA